AUGCGUUCAAUAUUUUUACCUAUUCUGACCUUCGCAGCCCAUGUCGCUGCACAGGCAGAAAAUACGUAUACCGCAACGGCAACUGACGACGUUGAAAAGGCUAGAGCUACGGCAAAGACUUUGAGUCCUACUAGUCAUGUCCAAGGGAAAGCCUUCAACCGGCUAGCUAUCAUAUGGCUUGAAAACACAGACUAUGACAUGGCAAUUGGUGAUCCCAACUUGGCAUGGGUAGCCAAGCAAGGCAUAACGCUUUCCAACUACCACGCCGUCACGCACCCUUCACAACCCAACUACAUGGCGUCUAUUGGGGGUGACUACCUAGGCAUGCAACACGAUGAAUUCACCCAGGUAGACAAGAACGUAUCGACAGUGAUCGACCUACUUGAGGACAAGGGGAUUUCGUGGGGGCAUUACCAGGAGGACAUGCCGUAUAGUGGCUUUGAGGGCAUGGCGUACGUCAACCAGAAGAAUGGCAAGAAUGAUUAUGUCCGGAAGCACAACCCGGCCGUCUCUUAUAACGCGAAUGCCGGCAUCAUUGAUCGACUUGCUGUCAUCAAGAAUUUGACUACAUUUUACAAGGACCUCGAAGCCGAGACGCUCCCGCAGUGGAUGUUCAUAACGCCGAACAUGACCAGCGACGGCCACGACACCUCCGUGACCGUUGCCGGCACGUGGACCCGCACCUUCCUCGAGCCUCUCCUCAAAGACAAGCGCUUCAUGCAGAACACCUUGGUCCUAGUCACCUUCGACGAGAACGAGACCUACACGAUCCAGAACCGGAUCCUCGCCGUCCUCCUCGGUGACGCUGUCCCGGCUAACCUCGUCGGCACCACCGACAACAGCUACUACAGCCACUACAGCGAGAUCGCCACCGCCGAGGCCAACUGGGACCUGCACACCCUCGGCCGCUUCGACGUCGGCGCCAACGUCUUCAAGCUCGUCGCCGACAAGACGGGCGAUACCGUGCGCCCCUGGUCCGGCGACGUCCCCCUCAAGGACAUGUACUUCAACUCUUCCUACGCCGGCCCCCUGAACGACGACAAGGGCGGCAACAAGCGGUACCCCGCCCCCAACGUGGCGCUCGACGGCUGCGGCCUGCACAGUCGCACCGUGCUGCCCGCGAUCAAGAAGGCCUGGAAGGGGAGCAAGGCGCCCGUGUAUUACACCUCUAGCCUCGAGACCCCUGAUGGACAACAUCCGCCUAAAGGGUACGCGCCAAGUGAUUAG
Messenger RNA from Hypoxylon fragiforme, 1227 nucleotides. RefSeq names its product phosphoesterase-domain-containing protein. Gene Ontology annotation, biological process: phospholipid catabolic process. The coding region runs from base 1 to 1227 and encodes 408 amino acids. The transcript has 3 exons. The record is from RefSeq and is a predicted model, not a curated record. NCBI's taxonomy places the organism in Eukaryota, Fungi, Ascomycota, Sordariomycetes, Xylariales, Hypoxylaceae. Gene Ontology annotation, molecular function: hydrolase activity, acting on ester bonds.